Molecule: messenger RNA, 1599 nt
Organism: Tachyglossus aculeatus (Australian echidna)
Lineage: Eukaryota; Metazoa; Chordata; Mammalia; Monotremata; Tachyglossidae
Product: GRAM domain-containing protein 2B-like
Exons: 7
Coding region: 162-656 (164 amino acids)
Source: RefSeq, a predicted model, not a curated record
GUCACUGAGGGCCUCGGGGCCAAUGGCGCCGGGACGGGCGCCGUGCUGAGCGCCGUGCUGAGCGCCGUGCUGAGCGCCAAGCGGGGGACGCUGGGACCGGCCAGGAGUUCAGCGAAGGGUUCUCGGAUCGGAGCGGUGCAGCGCCGCGGAAAAGGCCGGAGAUGGAAGAAUUCAGCAAUUCCGAGUCCAGAGCCCCGGAAUUCGAAAAUUUUCCAGAUUUCCACGUGACGGAGUCUCACGCGACUUUGAAAGUCAUCAAAAGGGAGGUAAAGCCAGUACGGAUGGAUCAGAGCCAGGGGCCCGAGGGGAGACCCAAGACUUUCUUCAGACAGGAUGCAUCCUCUGGAACCCGUGAGCACUUCCGCGAGUCUCGGAAAUCUCUGAAUUUUCACCGCCUUCUCAUUUUCUACGCAGUUCUUUUCUGGGCAGUUAUCGUCUGUAUCUUCUACCUGAGAUGCAAAACUUAUGUUCUGGAGAAGAGAAUUGAGUCCCUGGCCUCCUUCCUUGAAUCCUACGAUGCCGAAAGGAAGAUGUCAGAAAUGGGAUCCUGGAUGCUUGCCAACAUGAGCGUCGUCUGCGAGAAGCUGACGGCUAACGUCCUGAAAUUGGAAAAGGUACAAGACAACCUGCAGAAGCUGCUCAAGAAUGACAACUGACUGACCCGGCCCUUCCGGGUCAACCUGAUGCCUACAAUUCCCACUUUAGCAAGCCCACUCUGAGCCCCAGGAAGGAACCCAGCCGACGGAGACACCAUCAGCACCGAAUCCAAAGUGCAAGAAAGAGGGUUCUCGGGCAACCCGAGUUAAACGUGAUGCUCUGAGGAGUGUGUUUCAACGCCUCUCCUGAAGAGAGCUGAUCCUGUCUCUGGAGAAGGAAGGAUUCUGCAGGACCGCCCUGGAACUGGAUGUCUUCUGUUCCUGCAGAACGGCACCCCCUCAAUCUCCUGUUUCCUUCCCCUGUCUUUGGCCUUUAGUGCCCCGGCUCCCAACUCAAAAAUCCAGGCUCUGCCAAGUCUGUGGCCUGGUCCCCGAAAAAGGCAGGCAUCACAGCCCUACCAAACCACAUGGUGGAUCCGUUCCGACAAGCGGGUCUCCUGUGUGGUGGCUUUGUACUACUGUUCGUCUCCCCGUGAAGUAACCUGCAGGCUUUACUGUGCUCAGAGUGGGCUUGAAAAUCGUAGGAAACAAUGUAGGCUAAACCUCUUUAGUUUGAGUUUUGUUUUUGGCUAAGGUCGGUAGGUGUUUGUAGACAAUGUUCUAGUUACAGGAGUUUGGAGACAUGAGGCAGAAGGAUCGGAUUUGGUGAUUCCCAUCCUUCCAAAUCCCCCCACAACCUUCACAGGCAGUGUGGUGGCGAAUUAAAAAUUAGAUGUUGAAAUUUACAGUUUGGCUGUGUUCAAAACCUUUCCAAAGAGGAGUCUAUGUAGGGAGCACACAAGUCCAUGUCAACACUCAACUAUCUGAUGUUUUUCUCCUUGCUGCCUCAGAUUUAGAAAUACUUAGUCAUUUGCUAAUUUCAUUUACCAUUUGGGAUUUUGGGGCUGGUUCCCUUAAUUGUUUAGGAUUCUUUAGCAGCUUUAAAUAUAUUCAAUUUCUGUUA